AUGUCGGAGUCCGCUGCUGUUCCCGCCACCGCUGCCCCCGUUGAGACGCCCGCUCAGGCCCCCGAGCAGGCCGCUGCCCCCGCUGUCGCUCCCGAGGCUGCCGCUGCCGCCCCCGCCGCUGCUGCCCCUGGCGGUGUCGCGUUCCCCAACGCGUCUCUGUACGUUGGUGAGCUCGACGCCUCGGUCACCGAGGCGAUGCUCUAUGAGCUGUUCAACAUGAUUGGCCCCGUUGCCAGCAUCCGUGUCUGCCGCGACGCUGUCACCCGUCGCAGCCUCGGCUACGCCUACGUCAACUUCCACAACCGUGCUGAUGGCGAGCGCGCUCUGGAGACCCUGAACUAUACCGAGAUCAAGGGCCGCCCCUGCCGCAUUAUGUGGUCCCAGCGCGACCCGUCGCUGCGCAAGAGCGGAUCUGGCAACAUUUUCAUCAAGAACCUUGACCCGUCGAUUGACAACAAGGCCCUGCACGACACGUUCGCGGCGUUCGGCAACAUUCUCAGCUGCAAGGUCGCCCUGGACGAGAGCGGUAACUCGCGGGGCUACGGUUUUGUUCACUACGAGACGCGCGAGGCUGCCGACGCUGCCAUCGAGAACGUCGACGGCAUGCUGCUCAACGACUCCAAGGUGUUUGUCGGUCACCACGUCUCGCGCCGUGAGCGCCAGUCGCGCCUGGACGAGAUCCGCUCGCAGUUCACCAACGUGUACGUGAAGAACCUGGACGCCGAGGUCGACGACAAGGCUCUUGAGGAGCUGUUCUCCAAGUUCGGCGAGAUCACCUCGGCCGUCGUUCAGCGUGACGAGGAGGGCGCGUCACGCGGCUUCGGCUUUGUCAACUUUGAGAACCACGAGGACGCUCGCAAGGCGGUUGAGGAGCUCCAUGAGACUGAGUACCAGGGCGAGAAGCUCUUUGUCUCGCGCGCCCAGAAGAAGGCCGAGCGCGCUGAGGAGCUGCGCCACCAGUACGAGCAGACAAAGGCGGACAAGAUCAACCGGUACCAGUCGGCCAACCUGUACGUCAAGAACUUUGAUGACGAUGUCGAUGACGACAAGCUGCGCCACGAGUUCGCGCCGUACGGUGUCAUCACCAGCGCCAAGGUCAUGCGCGACGACAAGGGCGUGUCGCGCGGCUUCGGCUUCGUGUGCUUCUCGGCGUCGGAGGAGGCCACCAAGGCCAUCACCGAGAUGAACGGCCGCAUGCUGGGCGCUAAGCCGCUGUACGUUGCUCUGGCCCAGCGCCGCGAGCAGCGCCGCCAGCAGAUGGCUGCGUCGCACAGCCAGUGGCGCGGAGCCGCCCCUGUCGGUGCGCCCGUCUACGGUGCCCCGAUGUACUAUCCGCCGGGCUAUGCUGCCCCGCGCGGUGGCUUCCCUGCUGCUCCCCGCCCCGUGCGCUGGCAGCCGGGACAGCCCCCGGUCCCGGGCCAGUACCCCAUGCCGGGCCAGUACCCGGUGCCGCAGUACCCGGUGCCCGCUGGCGCGCGUCCGCCCCGCCCUCGCAACCCCCGCCAGCCGGGCCGUGGUGGCUACGCUGCCCGUGGCGGCCGUGGCGGCUACCGCAGCAACCCGCGCACCGCCCAGCAGGCCCCCGCCCAGCCGCAGGAGGCCCCUGCCGCUGAUGCCCCGGCUCCCGCUGCUGAGCAGCCGUCGGUCCUGACCGCUGCCGCCCUGGCUGCUGCCCCCGAGGAGGAGCAGAAGCAGAUGCUCGGCGAGGCCCUGUACCCGCUGAUCGCUGCCCAUGACGAGGAGCAGGCCGGCAAGAUCACCGGCAUGCUGCUGGAGAUGGACAACAGCGAGCUGCUGCACCUGCUUGAGAACGCCGACGCCCUCGAGGCCAAGGUCAACGAGGCCCUCGAGGUGCUGAAGGAGACCCCGGCGGAGGAUGCCGAGUAA
Messenger RNA from Linderina pennispora, 1887 nucleotides. Its product is annotated as polyadenylate binding protein. The transcript has 2 exons. The coding region runs from base 1 to 1887 and encodes 628 amino acids. Gene Ontology annotation, cellular component: ribonucleoprotein complex. Lineage: Eukaryota; Fungi; Kickxellomycota; Kickxellomycetes; Kickxellales; Kickxellaceae. Gene Ontology annotation, molecular function: RNA binding. The record is from RefSeq and is a predicted model, not a curated record.